CAUAUAAUUCGUAUCCUUCUCGCAACGUCAGAACGCGAAGCGCCCAAUCUUUUGAAUAACUUGUAACACUUACAGUUUGAGGGUAGCAAUAGUGCUUAAAUAAGAUUGAAAUAUUUGAAGGUCAACAAAAAUGACGUCUGAUUCUGAAAAGUGUCACUCUAACUGUUUGAUUUGUAACAGUAAACUUUCAUCUAGAAACACUGUACCAAUUUUUAGCGAAAAAUCAGGAUCCCGACCCGAAAGGCCUCUUGCAGAAAUAAUUUUUUCUGUAUUAGAGAUUGAUAUUAGUAGCAUCAGUGCGCACUCUAACGUUAUUUGCAGAAAGUGCAAAAAACUAUUUGAAGAGGUUGACGCAUUGGAAUGUCGCAUGUCUGAAAUUAAGUGUGAUAUCUGUAACAGUUAUAAGCAAACAAUAAAAAAAGUAGCGGAGUCAUUUUCAAAUGACGAAGAGUAUAAUGACCAUGAUUAUUUGGACACAUCGGAAACGGCAAUCCAAGAAAUAACAGAUGUUAAAACGAAUUCAAAUUUAAAAAAACGAAGUGACACUAAGGAAACAAUUGAGAUCGAAAAUAAGAAUAACCGUAAAGAGGAUGAAAAUGAAAGUGAAGACAACGCUACUUCUAUCAAAGUUUCUGAUCUCUUAGAAUCAAUCAACGAUGGUGAAGAAGUUAUUAUUAAAGUUGAAGCAUUGGAUAACAUAAAUGGAGAGGCAAAAAGAAAUUACUUAAAAAAGUUAAAAAAUAUGACGAAAGAAGAACACUUACAAGAGAAGGUUGUAUCUCGCGAAGGCUCGCUGUACACAUGCUUGUUAUGUUCCCCUAAUUAUGAAAAAGGAGAUGCGAAGUCCGUUAUAUCACACUUAAGGACAAUGCACAAUAUUCGGUUGUAUAUAUGUGAUUUAUGUGGGUUGGAGUUCAGAAAAAGAACUGAUCUUUCAGUUCAUCUUGAUGACCAUGUUGCAAAAGAGGAAGGAGACUUUCAGUGUGAGAACUGUAACAGAAUAUUUACUAAUUUGCGACUUUUUAGAAUUCAUAAGCGCAUUCAUUAUCCUCAAACUAAAUCCUGGUCAUGUGAAAUAUGUGGGAAACGAUACAGUUCUAGAAACUUGCUGGAGGAACAUACUAAUACCCAUACUGGAAACCGGCCUUAUAUGUGUAAAUGUGGAAAAGAUUUUGCUUCAAAGUACACAUACAAGGCGCACGUCAAAACACAUGAAUAUCGGCCACGACCUUUCGAAUGUUCGCAUUGUAGUAAAAGUUUUUUGAGUCAGCAAAACCUUAGUCAGCAUGAGAGAACUCAUAAUGGAGUUAAGGAAUAUGUGUGCGAUCAGUGUGGUAAAGCUUUUGGAUCACCACAUAAUCUGGAGGUUCAUAGCAUUGUGCAUACGGGUCACAAACCCUAUCGGUGCAGUGAAUGUGGCAAAGCAUUCGCCAGGAAAGCUGAAAUUAGAGAUCACGAAAGAACUCAUACGGGUGAAAAACCGUACCAAUGUGAACAUUGUGGUUCUACUUUCAGUCAAAGGUCGAAUCUACAAUCUCACAAACGAGCAACUCAUUACAAUGAUAAAAGAUAUAAAUGCGAUGAUUGUGGAAAAGGAUUUAAGCGACGUAGACUUCUAGAUUAUCAUAUAAAGGCAGCUCAUACUGGCGAACGUCCAUACAAAUGCGAGACUUGUACAGCAACAUUCGUUUAUCCUGAACAUUUCAAAAAGCAUAUGCGCAUUCAUACAGGAGAAAAACCAUUUUUGUGCGAAGUAUGCGGUAAAGCAUUUAACAGCCGAGAUAACAGAAAUGCUCAUCGCUUUAUACACAGUGAUAAGAAACCAUAUGAGUGUUUAGUUUGUGGCACGGGCUUUAUGAGGAAACCUCUUUUAUAUACUCAUAUGCAAACGCAGGGCCACCUGAAUGACACGAUAGUGGUAAACCAACCAAGAUUGACGACAGAAGAAGAUCAAGUUAUCACUGUUGAGGAAGGAAAUGUAGAACUUUUGAUGGAAAACGCUGAAGUUGCACAGAUGCAAGAAACAGAAUUAUACGUAGCUGGGCUGAAGAAUCACGUUAUUAUACAUCAGGAUGGCAAUCAGGUAUACCACGAAGGAAAUAUUUUGAGCAUUCCCACCGAUGCUAGUGAACAAGUUCAGCAUCUAGUUGUAGAGGGGCAGCUUUUAGAUAAUGAAGAGGAGGAAUCUAAGGAAGACAUCGAAGAAGCCGCAGAAUUGUAUAGUUACGAAGAUGGGGAAGGUGAAGAAACUUUAGUACUACCGGGAACUUCUGGAUACAAGGAAAUUUUAGGAGAUGCUAAGAAUGCAGUUAGAUUAGUACAAAUAAGAAUCCCCACUUCUUCUGCUGGAGAUGGAAGAAACUGGUUGAGUUUAGUACAAAGCACUUGAACUUUCUUUUAUGGGCAAAUUUUUAUAUAAACGUCUAAAAAUGUUUUCUGAUUAAAUAUGCAAGCUUCUUUUGAGUGGAUGAAUUUUAAGAGCGUAGUGUACACGAUGCAAGGAACUUUUGUUGUCGACGAUGCAUACCCCCAUUGACCGAUUGGUGGGAUUUUGAAAAUUUGAGACUCCCUUCUGAUUUGCAAUUUCUCGAAUGAUAUGUUAUUGUCGGUAGAAAACAGCAGUAAUCGAAUACUCGAUCUUUUGGAAAUAUGACUUUAUAAAGUAAAAUUAGAAUUUUCCUGUAUCAGUUUAAAACAUCGAAUUGACAACUUGUUUGCAGCAGCGAUUUAUCAUAAAAUUUUCAUUUUACUUAGUGAAUGUAUCAUUAUGUAAUUCCUAAUGAAACAGAAAGACUUCAUUCCCUUAAAAUGGGAGCACUGUUUUAAAUUAAUAAUUGAAUUCCUAUUUGACAUAAAUUUUACAUUUAGGCUAUCACCCAAUAAAAUUUAUGACAUUUUCCAUAAA
Molecule: messenger RNA, 2905 nt
Organism: Belonocnema kinseyi
Lineage: Eukaryota; Metazoa; Arthropoda; Insecta; Hymenoptera; Cynipidae
Product: zinc finger protein 2 homolog
Exons: 12
Coding region: 131-2389 (752 amino acids)
Biological process (GO): regulation of transcription by RNA polymerase II; central nervous system development
Cellular component (GO): nucleus
Molecular function (GO): DNA-binding transcription factor activity, RNA polymerase II-specific; RNA polymerase II cis-regulatory region sequence-specific DNA binding
Source: RefSeq, a predicted model, not a curated record